Messenger RNA from Colossoma macropomum (tambaqui), 2050 nucleotides. It is a transcript of the gene chp2, whose product is annotated as calcineurin-like EF-hand protein 2. Lineage: Eukaryota; Metazoa; Chordata; Actinopteri; Characiformes; Serrasalmidae. The transcript is spliced from 8 exons. The record is from RefSeq and is a predicted model, not a curated record. Gene Ontology annotation, molecular function: calcium ion binding. Bases 115 to 699 code for a protein of 194 amino acids.
CGUUUCGGAAUAAGUGUGCGAAAAGCAGUAACGGUCGUGAAACUGGGAUUGGUCAGAUUUCAUGUCUGUCGUGAAGCAGCAUUGGCUAGGCUAUGACAAAAACAAGAGUAUGAGAUGGGCUCCACCAGCUCCACCCUGGCAAAAAUCCCCAACGCGGAGGACUUGAUGCAAGAAACUGGCUUCACUCCUGCACAUCUCGUCCGCCUGUAUGACCGCUUCAAAGCUCUGGACAAAGACAAGAAAGGUUUUCUUAGUCCUCAAGAUUUUGUAGCCAUAAAGGAGCUGGCCAUGAACCCUAUUUGUGACAGAAUAGUCGGGGCCUUCUUCACUUCAGGAGAAGAAAUGCUGGACUUCCCAUCCUUUGUGAGGAUCUUGGCACAUUUUCGUCCCAUUGACAAGAACCGGCCUAAAGAGCCCAACUCCCCAGACCCCAUAAAUAGCAGGAGCAACAAACUUAAAUUUGCUUUUCAGCUUUACGAUCAGGACAAGGAUGGCAAGAUUUCCAGACAUGAACUUUUGCAGGUUCUGCGGGCAAUGCUGGAGAAGCAGGUGACUGAGGAACAGCUGGAAAGCAUAGCAGACCGCACCAUUCAAGAGGCAGACCUGGACAAAGAUGAUGCCAUAUCUUUUGAGGAGUUUCGAAAGUCACUGGAAAAGGUCAACAUUGACCACAAGAUGAGCAUCCGUUUUCUGCGCUAGAGCAUUGUGAGCUCCCAAGAAGCACUAAGGAAUUAAGAGUCUUACCAUUACAGAGCAAAGAGAGCGGAGUCAGUCUUCAGAGGUAUUCCUUAUUCUCCACUACUGCCGUGCCUCUCUCACCCAAUCACUGUUUUAAACUUCCUCGUUAAUUACACUACAAAGAUUAUUUAGUUCUGUAUCAUGGAAUUUACUGGAAUGCAGUUAUUACUGAAAGCUGUCAGAGCCUGGAGAAAUAUGUGUGAUGUAUAAUUUUGUUGAGUGAACAAAGGUUUUUAACCUGCUUAACAGUUGUGAAACACAAUUCUGAUACUCGACUGUGAUACUUUGCCUGGCUUUACUGUGACUUUGCUUGAGUUUUCUUUUUUUGAAAAAACUGGAAUAGUUGUGUUGACUAGCUGUUGUGUUCCAAAAUAGAGUAAACUAAGCUACCAGCUCUCUUCUCUAUUGGAAAAUGUAUCACCUGCAGUGAGCCUGCAGGCUGGAACAGGAAUGCAUUGCACUACGAUAAUGAAAACAAAACAAGAAACAGAAUGAGAAUAUGAAAAUUCCCUGCUCACAUAUUAUAUUGUGUACUAAUGAUAUUAGAUUGUCCAGGAGAAGUAGAAGCAAAACUGGCAAUUUGUUUAGAAAAACGUAACAUAUAGCAUUUAUUAGCUAUCUCACCACUUGAUUUCAAACAUAAUUACACACACACACAUUUUCUAAACCGCUUAUCCUAUUGGUCGCGAGGGGGUUCUGGAGCUUAUUCCAGCGGCCAUAGGGUGGAAGGCAGGAAACACCCUGGACAGGUCACCAGUCCAUUGCAGGGCGCAAACAUAAAUACUUUAAAGCUAAAUGAUUUAAAAUGUCUACAGUGCACUACAAAAUUAAUCAAAUUUUCCACAGUUUACUAGAACAUGAGCUAGUAGCUUAGUUAUUCAUCAACAACACUGUUGUCUUAGUUAGUAAUUGUAUACAACAGGUAGUUAUAAUGUACUUAAAUAUUUUAUUGACACUAAAGAUGGGUCUUUUAACCAAUGGAUGCAAUGCACAUCUCACAAACAGUAUUUGCUUGUCUGACAAGGCACAAGUUAUAUGCAGCUGCAAAUACAGAACAAUGCUUGCUCAGAGUUACUCAGUAACUUUCUGCAUGCACUCUUUAAUUUCAAGGCUUAGUGCAAUGUUUGCGUAAAAAUCUACCUCGACAAUUUUACCGACCUUAAACCUUAUGUGUGUUGUCCAGAUAAAAUUAUCAACAGAAUCUCCUUGAAUACAAAUUACAUGUCAACUUUAACAGCAUGUUUUUGGAAAUGCAGCCUUUGCUUUUGUAUUAAUGACUAUGCUAAAAAUAAUAAAAAAAAAUAAAUUUGUA